AGAAGCCGAGGUCUCCGCCGCCCGCGCUGAAGUGACGGUAGCAGAGAGCGACAAGUUGGAAGCUCUGUCGAGGGUCACCGGGUUGGAGAAUCAGGUCACCGAGGCCAAGGGCCUCGCCAAGGAGUUCAAGGCGGAGCUAGACAAGACGAAGCAGGACCUCGAGGAAGCGAACAAGGAGAAGGACGGCCUGGUACUCAAGUUAAACUCGUUGGAGCCUCAACUCAGGAGCCUCCAGGAAGAGCAAGUCGUCCUCAGGAAAGCGAACGGCGACUUGAGGGAAGCCAAGGAGGGCCUCGAGACACACUCAAGGACCGUGAAAGAAAAUCUGGUCAAGGCUACUCUUGACCUUGACACAGCUAGCCAGGAGAACUUUGACCUUACUGGCAAGGUCGAGGCGUUGGAGCUCAAAGUCUCCGACCUUCUGGAGCAACUCUCCUCGUCCUUGUCCGAGCACAAGGACCUGGAAGCGACGCACCACAGCCUCAAGGAGAGUCACCACAAGCUCGAGCAGAGUCGCCACGAACUCGCCAAGACCCACCAAGAACUCGACGAAACUCACCAGGAAAUGAGCGAGAGCUUUCGAGAACUCCAGCAGGUGCACGAGGACCUUCAGGAGAGUCACGAGGCGCUCAGGAAGAGUCACGGGGAGCUCGCGAACAGCCACCAGGCGGACAAGGAGGCUUUGGCACUGACGAAGGCGCAAGUGGCCGACCUUUCCUCUCAGCUCGAAAGCUCACUGAAGAGCUUUAAGACCUUGAGCAAGAGCCACGAGGAGCUUAAGCUGAGGGAGAUCGAGAUGAAGACCCUCGAGAAGGAACUUAAGUCCACGCUGGAGAGGUCAGUCGACGAAUUCUUAAUCUUUAAGGAAAAAUACGAAGUCUUGAAGAAAAGGGAGAUCUUCAUGAAGACACAGGAAAAUGACCUCCAGGACGAGAUCGCGAGCCUCAAGGACGAGGUCAGAGUCCUGAAGGAGGGACGGAAGGAUCUCCAGAAGAAGGAGGUCUUCCUUCAGGACUCGCUCUCGACCCUCCGUGGCGAGCUCAAGGACUCCCAGGAACUCGUCGAGGAGAAGACCCGGAUCGAAGACGCCCUCAGGAGACGGACCAAGAAGCUGGAGGAUGAGAGAACGUCCCUCACUCGCGACCUUGAGAAGCUGAAGAGCCGUUCGGAGGAGCAGGCAGAGACGCUGAGGAAUCAGCAGGAGAGGAUCCACGAGGCCUCCGAGCAGAUUCUCCAGCAAAAGCAGAAGCAGGCAGAGGCAGACGAGCAGCUGAGCAGCCUAAAGGGAGAAGUGGGUCGCCUCAAGGAGCAGCUCAGCCAGAAGGAGGGCCACCUCAACGAAGUCAAGGAGCAACUUGAAGGGAAAACAGCUGACGUCACUGAUCUCACGGCCCAAGUGCAGCGGACGGAGGUCGAGGCGGCGGCCGUGCGGGGCAUCCUGGAGAGCACGCAGGCGACGCUGGACCAAGCCUACGCCAAGAUCUCUCAGAUGGAGGCCCAGGGAGAUGAGCAGAUGAAGACUGUGAAGACAGAGCUCGCAGCAUCCAGACAGGCGCUCGCUGAGAGGGACAAUUCUAUCGCGGCGCUCAUGGAGAAGACAGCUGAACUACAGAGGGCUGUCGACGACAAGACUACAAGCGAAGCCACACUGACGCAGACUAAUGCCAACCUGCAGACCCGCCUCGCACAGCUGGAGACCCACGUCCACCAGCAACAGGAGGAGGUUCGCGCCCGAGAUGCCCGCCUUCAGGAGCACGACGCCCUCGCCGCCCAAAGGCAACAGGAGCUCCACAAGGCGGCGGCAGACCUCGCCAACCUCAGGGAGACCGUCAGCCAGAGGGACUCGACGGUUAUGGAGUUGCAGGCCAAGUGGCAAGAAGCGGCUGAAAGCGUUUCCAGACUUCAGGAAGAGCUUCAGGUGAAGUCCACGGCAGAGCCUCACCAGGAGAGAUAAAUGAAGAAGAUGAAGAUAAAAGAAAAUGUCAAGGAGACAUCG
Penaeus chinensis is the source of this 1996-nucleotide messenger RNA. Its product is annotated as protein lava lamp-like. The record is from RefSeq and is a predicted model, not a curated record. NCBI's taxonomy places the organism in Eukaryota, Metazoa, Arthropoda, Malacostraca, Decapoda, Penaeidae.